CUUUACCGUGAUUUUUAACAUUUUUUUUUUUUUUAUUUCUUUUAUUCUUUUCAUAGUGCAAUUAAUUACCACAUCACCUGAACUAUCACAAAGGCUCUUUGGUUUGAUUAAGCCAGCAGCCACGGUUCAACCACAACCACAACAACAACAACAACAACAACAGCCACAGCAGUCACAAAAUGAUGCAACACAAACGACACCCACACAAGCAUCACUCCUACAACUUAACGAAGCGCAGGAUGCCACUACACACUUACCCACCGCCUUGGGACUAAAGCCGCAGCAGCACCAGCAGCAGCAACAACAACAUAACAUCGCACAAAACACCAAUUCUCUGUUGAAGCAGCAGCUACGCGCCGGACUUAAAGAAAUUUCUACUAACAACGUGUCAAUUGAACCAAUAUCAAAUAAUAGUACCACUGAUUUCGGCUGCUCAGCGCUGCAAUCGCUUGCGAGUGUUGCUGAACGCCAAACGCCCAAUGCAAUACAGCCGCCAUCGGCUAACAAUUUACACCACCAGUUCUUGCUCCACAUGGCCGCCAAUCCCAUGUUAAAGCCGAGCGCUGAUUUCUUUCGACAACAGCAACAGCAGGCACAACAAAAUCUGCAUCAGCAACAACAGGAGCAAUUAGCUGCACAAGAACAGCAACAGCAGCAGCAGCAGCAACAACAAACGCAAGCCAAGCAGACACAACCGCCAUCACAAUCAACGCAAUUGCUCGAACAGGAGCUGCAACGCGAGGACAGCAUGUCGCCCACAAAUGUGGAUCUCAUACUCGACCAGACCGACAAGUCAGAGCCAGAAUUGACGCUAGCCGAUGAGACUGCGGGUUUGGAUUACAAAAACGCCGACACAUCACAAGGCAACAUGGAUGAUGCAGUCGCCAUUACAACAAUAACAAUAAUUGAUGCACCAGACAAUGAGAAUUCGAAUGCAAAUGCGAAUUCGAAUUCGAAUGCUGCUGAAGCUCUCACUACGACGGCGCGCUCAAGUGGCACCUCCCGGCGGCCAGUGCAACGACGGCGUAUACGACGCAAAGCGCAAUCUACAAUCGACGAUCAAGCGGAACACUUGACCGAAAUGUCGGUGCGUGGACUCGAUCUCUUCCGGUAUGCGCGCAUCAACGAAGGUGUCUACCAAUGCACUGAGUGCGCUAAAGAAGACUUGCAAAAGACGUUCAAAAACAAGUACAGCUUCCAGCGACAUGCCUUCCUCUAUCACGAGGGUAAGGUGCGCAAAGUCUUCCCCUGCACUUUGUGCGGCAAGGAGUUCUCGCGACCGGAUAAAAUGAAGAAUCAUCUAAAGAUGGCGCAUGAGAAUUUUGUGGCGCGCGACGCGAACAGUUUUAAUCCGCUGAAUUAUUUGAUUACGGCGGCAACGGCGGAGGAGAUGCAAACUGCAAUAUACACGGCGAGUGCUGCGGCACAACAACAACAACAGCAGCAGCAACAACAACAACAGCAGCAGCAACAACAACAGCAGCAGCAGCAUCAACAACAGCAACAGCAACUAGCACAGCAGCAACAAAAGCAGCUAGCACAGCAGCAGCACCAACAACAUCAGCAAAGGUCAAUCAUGCAAAAUGAUUACUUGGAUAACGGUAUCGGCGUUUUGCAUGCACCGCCACAGGAGCGCGACACAUCGAGGCCAACAUCGCCGAUGUCAGCUGUGUCAUUGCUAAAAUUGCAGAGUGACUUAACCAUUAAAAAUGAAAUUGUUAUAUCACCGUCGCCAUCACCUGAACCGAUACUGACUGUGCCAGCGAAUGCUGCCGCGGCAUCAGCAGCAGCUGCAACAGUAGCAAAAACAGCAAAUAUGUCAAUGCUACAGGCGAAACGUAUAACACAAAGACUGGAAGAGGUUAAGUAAAAUGGGAUUUAUUUAUACAAAAAAAAAAAAAUCUACUAAAGUAAGUUAGUUGCGGAAGUGGGAGUCAAAAGAAAGUUGCUAAGUACAGAGUGUUUAAGAAAAAUAAUUUUUAGUUAGCUUACAAACUUUUUUUUUAAACUCUAAAUAUUUUCGGUAGGCCGCAAAGUGCAACAAAUACAAAAUAGUAGUAGCUUUUGAUGUUGUGUCGUCAGUGUGAACGCAUAACUAAAGGGUCUGAUUUACAUAUAAAUAAAUAUUUAGUACAUAUACGACAUAUAAGAAUUAAUACACAACAAAAAUCAACUCAUUUACUUAAAUAAUUUACAUACACGCAUAAUUAAAAAAAAAUAAUAAUCGUAAUUAAAUAAUGAAAUAUGCACAACUAAUAGUAAGCGAGACGCACAAAAGUUAAGCAUACAACAAAAAAAUACAAUUAACUUGGCACAAAAAGAUUAGAUUUUUUAGUUUUACAAUUAUGGUAUUAGUUUUGUUCGUCGAGCAAAAAAUUUGUACGUAUACGCAAAGUUAAAGUUCUCUUGUUAAGAAAAAUCACAAUACAUUUAAAUUCAGUUUUUUUUCCAGCCGAAAGAAUUUUAAAAACUAUAAAAUCGUAUUAUGUUUGAAAUGCAA
Messenger RNA from Rhagoletis pomonella (apple maggot), 2500 nucleotides. RefSeq names its product protein tramtrack, alpha isoform-like. The record is from RefSeq and is a predicted model, not a curated record. Lineage: Eukaryota; Metazoa; Arthropoda; Insecta; Diptera; Tephritidae. The transcript has 2 exons. Bases 533 to 1870 code for a protein of 445 amino acids.